CCGCCGUGCCACCCCAUGCCGGCGGCACAGCAGCGUGCCGCAGCGGCAGUGACGCAGCUGUGCCACCCCGCUAUUGCCACCGCCGUGUCGCCGCGGUGUCACCCCCGCACGGUCCCCGCUGGCCCCGCCCCCGGCCCCGCCCCGCGCCCGUCCCGGCUCCCGUCCGGCCGCGGCCAUGGCGGAGCCCGGCGGGGGUCGCCCCGUCACCGUCAGCGAUGUGCAGCAGCUGGUGCGGCGCAAGGACGAGAUCGAGGCGCAGAUCAAGGCGUGCUACGAGCUGCUGGAGGGGCAAAAAGGCGUCGGGAUGCACGAGCCGCUGGUAGACGCCGAGGGUUUCCCCCGCUCGGACAUCGACCUGUACCAAGUUUGCAGAACGACCACAAGGCCCUGAUGAAGCAGGUGGAGGAAGCUCUGCACAAGCUGCACGCCCGGGAGAAGGAGAAACACGCCAAGGAUGAGGCAGAGGCCUUGGCCGAGGCCAUGAGCCAGAGCCAGAGCCUGCCCCAGGCCUUUGCCAAAGUGAACACCGUGACCCCGGGCUCUCCGGCCAGUGUCUCGGGACUUCAAGUUGAUGAUGAGAUUGUGGAGUUUGGAUCUGUCAAUGCAAACAACUUCCAGAACCUGCAGAACAUUGCCACGGUGGUGCAGCACAGCGAGGGGAGACCCCUGAGCGUGACUGUGAUCCGUGGUGGCAGAAGGGUGCAUGUGGGGCUGACUCCAAAGCGCUGGGCAGGGAAGGGCCUCCUGGGCUGCAAUAUCAUUCCUUUACAAAGAUGACCAUGGCUGGGAGAACAAUAAAGCUGAAGCUUGUGCCUGUU
Messenger RNA from Vidua chalybeata, 818 nucleotides. RefSeq names its product proteasome 26S subunit, non-ATPase 9 (gene PSMD9). Gene Ontology annotation, molecular function: protein binding. NCBI's taxonomy places the organism in Eukaryota, Metazoa, Chordata, Aves, Passeriformes, Viduidae. Gene Ontology annotation, biological process: proteasome regulatory particle assembly. Gene Ontology annotation, cellular component: cytoplasm; nucleus. The transcript is spliced from 6 exons. Bases 16 to 777 code for a protein of 253 amino acids. The record is from RefSeq and is a predicted model, not a curated record.